This is a messenger RNA of Exophiala oligosperma, 1788 nucleotides long. RefSeq lists its product as uncharacterized. The record is from RefSeq and is a predicted model, not a curated record. The transcript has a single exon. NCBI's taxonomy places the organism in Eukaryota, Fungi, Ascomycota, Eurotiomycetes, Chaetothyriales, Herpotrichiellaceae. Bases 1 to 1788 code for a protein of 595 amino acids.
AUGGAGGAGCCAGAGGCCUCGAGCGUGUCAAAUGCGACACCUACGCAACUGCCGACGAUAGAGAAUGAUGUUCAGGAUGAAAAUAGAGCAGCCGAGCCCGCGCCAAUGAAACCGAAGCGGCAUAGAGGUCGCCAGGCAAAGGAUCCUUUAGGACAGACCGUUCAGUUCAAAUGCAAUAAAGUCGAAGAUUUAGAAGAACAGCUACGGAACUAUCUUGCUAAUCCCACUGGUGAACAUGCACAUACCACUCUGGCGUUCUCGUUUCCGGUCACGACGGCAUUUCUCAUAGCACUGCGAGAGAAAAAAGGAAACAGGCCUUUGCACGACAAGACCCCCUAUUCGUACAGCCAUUUCAACAAGACGGCUGUCACGGUCAUCGACGCGUUACAGAACAUCCAGGACCCCAAAGAACAAAUGUUUACUCAGAAAGGCAUCUCUAAAACUCUGGUUGACGCGGUCCAGGAGGCCGACGGUUAUCAUUACAGCUUUCACAACCACUGGAUCAGCCGAGAGGACCAAGCAAGCAGGUUUUCUUACUUCUGUAAUGACUCGGUCUUGAACAAAGGUCGGGCUGCCAGUGAAGGAUUGUCCAAGGUCAAAGCAGGUAUUGUAGGGAAGAAACAGGUUUGGGAGUGCGAGGGAGUGCUGGCCAUCAAGUUCUCCUUGACGAAGAUGAGCCUGGAAUUGCACUACAAGCACAUCCCACUCCAUCCAACGUUUGAUGAACGAGCUCCACUGCCUCGAGCCGGCAGUAAACGUCGGAAACUGAUGGAAAUCUUCCACCCCGAGAAAUUAGAGCACCUCAGUCGAGGCCGGCCAAAAACAUAUCGACCACGUGCAAAAAAUGGCCGUCCCCAGGACCAAAAUAUUCCGGAACCUUUGCCUCAGCCCGCAAACGAGAACGAGACAGCUACAGAAGGUGGACGUGACCACAGCCUGCAACCGCUUUUCGAUUUUCUUGGCUCCGCAGAGCAAUCAGUUGGUGCUUCCCCUGGGUCGGUCGGCGAUCGAGCUGAGCAUGAUGCUGAAACAACACCAACAACGACAACAACACCUCAAGCCGACAACUGUAAUGAUGCUGGAAUUGUGGCAACCUCUGGAGAAGUAGAGGUAGCUUCGAGCAGUCAAGGCCGAUUCCCUGGCAUGGUGCCAGGUGUCAUGUCCGGUGUCGAGGACAUCAACCGGGGUCGCAUUUCAGGAGACUCAAAUAAAAAGAAAAGGAAGAAAAAUGCUCCCGCAAGCGCAAAUACGGAGCUAGAAGCGUUGAAAGCGAAAUUACUGGAAGCGGAGCAAAAGAUCCAGUAUCUGGAGGCCGAGAGAAAUCGUGCAGCAGCGCCUCUGACCUGGAUCAGAUCAUCUCAUUCGCCUUCGACACUUUUCCCGGAUUCAGCAGCACCGCCGCCGCCACAGCAACCACAGUAUCCGCAGGGGCUGCCUCCUCAUUCUCUUCAUCAAUGGCAAUCUCAACCCAAUUCCUCUGAUUUAUCAGCCACACCACAGAGUGAUUCUUUUCCACAUCGCUCACUGCCACCACAAAAUCCAGAGCCCACCGGGCCAUCACCUUCUUAUGAUCCCCCUCCUCCUCCGACUCUUCGGACACAUCCAGACAAUAUCCCGUUUUAUGGCUUCGUCCCAGUCAUUCGAAAUCCGAAUGAUCCGCCACCUCCACGAAGGCUGGAGCCGAAACUCUUGCCUGCCGGACAACUCCCGAUCCAGGGAGAGAGUUCUCCUCCUCAGUUCCACGUGGCGACGCAAACUUCAAUGGCAGAACAAUCUCGCAGUGGCUAG